UUAUAUCACUAGGUCAUUCGAUAAGGUAACAUGUUAUUCUCGUUUUGCCAGAUUGAAGAUGGCGAGAGCUUUUUUAUUAACAUUGGCGCUGGUACCUCUGCUAAGUUUUGAAAUCCUUGGAGCAGUAAUUAAAGAACAACCAGGUCAUCGUAUCACGCUCCCACGAGGACAGUCGCUGAUACUCUCCCUAAAUUACAGUCUGAGCUCUGACGAAAAAAAUAACCUCCUCUACAUUGAACUGAAGUUGAACAAAACCAUAGUAGCCGGCUACAGUGAGCUGCAAGGAAUCAGCAUAUUUAAUACAACAAGUGGUCAUUUCAAGGCACGAUCUGAUUUGCGAUUCCUCACUUCUCCACAAUCUUACGUUGGUCUUAUAAUUGAAGAUACUCAGUUUAGCGACUCUGGGGAGUAUGCUUGGAGUGUCACUCCCCUUGCGUCCGCUACAGUUGAAGGGAACCCAAUAAAUGUGGUCAUUGGAAGUGAACCAAAGGGUGCCACACUAAACGUCACACGCCAGGCUGGUUUAAGUUAUGUGUUAGAGUGUCAAGUCACGGGAGCCAUUCCACUCCCAAAUAUCACCAUAUGGAAGGGCACGGAAGUACUGCACGAGAGGCCCUCAACAGUGUCAACGUCUGUCACCAUCAACGCCUCCUCUGUGUCUGAGUACAGCUGCACUGGUGUUAAUGUACUGGGGUCACUGAGGAGCAGACAUGAAACUUUACCCAGAAUAAGUAAAAUCAAUAAUAAAUUAGACAAAGACACGGCUGUUGCACCGACAGAGAACCAAUACAACGAGACGACCGUGAAGAACGCCAGUUAUGAGAUGCCUCGAAUAACAAGCCGACUCUUGUACCUCUUGUGGUUGAGUUCGAGGUCUGCUGAAGGGCUCCAUAAUAUUUUGGUGUUUUUGAGGAAAAACGGUGCCAUUUGGAACGAUAAAGAAACGACUGAUGCAGAGAACCUAUACAGCGAGAUGACCAUGGAACAAGAGGCAAAGCAGCAGCGGAACGUAGAAGGCCUCCAGUAUGCCGACCUCGAUCUACGUCCCACGGGAAAAAUAAAACCGGCAGGUAGACGCAACAACCUUGUUAUUGAUGAGGACUCCAAGACCGAGUACGCCGAAGUCAGAAAAACGUGA
Molecule: messenger RNA, 1138 nt
Organism: Lingula anatina
Lineage: Eukaryota; Metazoa; Brachiopoda; Lingulata; Lingulida; Lingulidae
Source: RefSeq, a predicted model, not a curated record